CUCGAAAAGAGAAUGUGCCCAAACACAACACAUUUGGUGUUCAAAGCGUUCGGAACGUGGACGAUUUUAGCUCUGUCGGGAACCACCUUCGUCACAUCACCAAUCCUCUGCACUCACAUUCCAGUUGGGGAUUCGUUCGGGGGCCCAGUCAACUAAAUCACAAUGAAGUAUUUCGGCGGAGUCGAAGGAGGAGCCACCCACUCCAGACUGGUCAUCUGCGACGAGAGUGGCCAGUCCGUGGGCUCCACCAGCGGCCUGGGCACCAACCACUGGGGCAUCGGCAUCCCGGAGUGCGCCCGCCGUAUCGCCGACAUGGUGGAGCGGGCCAAGGAGGAGGCAGGCAUUUCCAAGGAUACGCAUCUCACGAGUCUGGGAUUGAGCCUCAGCGGCUGUGAGCAGGAGGCCACCAAUCGCGAGCUGGAGCAGGAGCUGCGCAAUACGUUCCCGGGUCUAUCCCAAAGCUAUGCCGUCUCCAGCGACACCAUGGGUAGCAUGUACACCGCUUCCUCGAUCGGCGGAAUGGUCCUUAUAUCGGGAACCGGCUCCAACUGCCUGCUGCGCAAUCCUGAUGGCUCUACGUCCAAUUGCGGCGGCUGGGGUAACUUCCUCGGCGACGAGGGCAGCGCCUGGUACAUCUCAUACCGAGCAGUCAAGGUGGUGUUCGAUCACAUGGACAACUUUGAAAAGUCGGCGGCUCCUGUGGAGAAGACCUGGGCCCUGAUCAAGGAGCACUUUAGCCUCGAGACGCGGCUGGACAUGCUGCCGCACUGCUACGCCAAGUUCGACAAACCCUUCUUCGCCAACCUGUGCAAGAAACUGGCCCAGAAUGCGGAGAAUGGUGACGAACUGGCACGCGGUCUGUUCCGGGAGGCCGGCGUGCACCUGGCCCGAAUGAUCCUCUCCCUGCUGCCCAAUGUGCACAAAGAUCUAGUCAAGUCCGGCGACCUGAGCGUGGUGUGCGUGGGAUCGGUGUGGUCCAGCUGGGACCUGCUGCAGGAGGCCUUCAUUGCGGAGCUGUCCAAGACGGAAAUCCACUUCAACCUCAAGCUGGUGCAGAUCACCAAGAGCAGUGCCUACGGAGCCUGCUAUCUGGGGGCAGACAGCGCAGACUUCGAUCUGCCGAGGAACUAUGCCGACAACGUCACAGUCCUAUACACUUACACUGAUCCGCGAAAGAAAGCCAAGGCUAGUAACGGCGUAUCCAGAUAGAUAGAUUAUGUUAGACGACCAUUCCGAAAUAUACAUACUUCCAAAUUGCCAACGAUACGUAUUAAAGACUAUGACUAUGAGAAAUCAUUGGCCAGAUAGUGGCACGGUUAGAUAGUAUUACUAUUCAAGUAUUAAAAAGAAACAUUGAAAAAAUUAAAUUAAACUAAUUGCCUUUACCUUUUCGUUUUCCAGAUAUAUCAAUUUCAACCAUAUAUAUUGGGUUUGUUAGAAAUACGUAUGAAAAUUUUAUUCGAUAAUGUUCAUUGUAUUAAUUGUAUGUGUCUCAAUGUUGGCUGUCACUGUGCGGCAUCUAUGUUGUAAUACUUCGAUUGUGUUUAAAGCCAAUUCGUUUUUAUUUCGCCGUGCUGUCAUCAAUUCUUUGGCUAAUUUGAUUCUCAAAUCGGGGAGCAAAACAAGAAUGUUUCUAUUUGUAGCAAAGAAAUACAGGAGGCCAAACAUAAUAUCUUAGGGAGCUUAGAGUAAAUUAUUUGGGAUAAUGUACGAGUAGCUGAAUCGAACGCCUUAGCUUGGGAAUCAAUAUUAUAUC
This is a messenger RNA of Drosophila gunungcola (fruit fly), 1756 nucleotides long. Its product is annotated as N-acetyl-D-glucosamine kinase. The transcript has 5 exons. The coding region runs from base 163 to 1209 and encodes 348 amino acids. Gene Ontology annotation, molecular function: N-acetylglucosamine kinase activity. The record is from RefSeq and is a predicted model, not a curated record. Lineage: Eukaryota; Metazoa; Arthropoda; Insecta; Diptera; Drosophilidae.